GGAAUGUGGCUCUUCAGCUCCUCGACGUUUGUGUUCGUCCCACCGUCACCUGUGCACGGGGGCGGAGUCACGAGGGUUUAAAAUAAAAAACGCAGGUGGAAGAUGCGGCGACAACACUCCUGGUAAACACAACGUGCUCAUCAUGGCAAACUGUAUCAUCAACCAUGGACUCACCUCCUUCAUACUGGUGGUCUGGAUGGCCAUCAACAUCUUCCUCUUCCUCUGGUUCUACUUCUUCUAUGAUUUGGGGGAGCAGUUCUACUACACGCGGCAUCUGUUAGGGUCCGCCUUGGCCUGGGCCAGAGCUCCUGCAGCCGUGCUCAACUUUAACUGCUUGCUGAUCUUGCUGCCGGUGUGCAGGAACCUGCUGUCUCUGAUCCGCGGCUCCUUCAUGUGCUGCGGCAGAACUAUGAGGAAGCAACUGGACAAGAAUCUGAGUUUUCACAAGCUUGUGGCGUACAUGAUAGCACUGAUGACAGCUGUUCAUAUGAUUGCACAUUUGUUGAACGUGGAGUGGUACAACAACAGCAGACAAGGAGUUUAUGACAAGCUCAGCACUGCUCUGUCCAACCUGGAGGACACAGAUAACACCACCUACCUGAACCCCAUCCGCAUCACAGACAUCGAUCUGCAGCAGAUCCCGACCUACUUUGUCUUCACCACCAUCGCCGGGCUCACGGGCGUCAUCAUCACGCUGGCCCUCAUCCUCAUCAUCACCUCCUCCAUGGAGGUCAUCAGACGCAACUACUUCGAGGUCUUCUGGUACACGCAUCAUCUCUUCAUCAUCUUCUUCGCUGGUCUCGUCUUCCACGGAGCCGGACGCAUCGUGAGAAGUCAGCAGACGACAACUCCACCGCACAACGUCACCUUUUGUAAAGAUCGCAGUGACGAAUGGGGACGGAUUCCUGAGUGUCCUCUCCCUCAGUUUGCAGGAGGCUUCCCUCAGACCUGGAUGUGGGUGAUUGGUCCAAUGAUCCUGUAUAUAUGUGAACGUCUGCUGCGUUUCAUUCGCUACAUGCAGAGAGUCACAUACAGGAAGAUCGUGAUGCGGCCAUCCAAAGUGCUGGAGCUGCAGCUGGUGAAGAGCGGCUUCAAGAUGGAGGUGGGUCAGUACGUCUUCCUCAACUGCCCGGCCAUUUCUCAGCUGGAGUGGCACCCGUUCACCAUGACCUCCGCCCCCGAGGAGGACUUCUUCAGUGUCCACAUCCGCUCGGCCGGAGACUGGACCGACAAGCUUAUCGACAUUGUGCAGCAGCUGCCAGAAGGAGCGCAGGGGCCAAAAAUGGGCGUGGACGGACCCUUCGGCACAGCCAGCGAGGACGUCUUCGACUAUGAGGUCAGCAUGCUGGUCGGCGCCGGCAUCGGAGUCACCCCCUUCGCCUCCAUCCUCAAGUCCAUCUGGUACAAGUUCAAGGACUCCAAUCCUAAACUGCGCACCAGGAAGAUCUACUUCUACUGGCUGUGCCGAGAAACACACGCCUUCGAGUGGUUCGCCGACCUGCUGCAGGUGCUGGAGAAAGAAAUGGAGGAGAGAGGGAUGGGGAAUUUCCUCACCUACAAGCUCUACCUGACCGGAUGGGACCAGAGCACCGCCAAUCAUGUAAAGGUUCGUUUCGACGAGGACACAGAUGUGGUGACCGGGCUCAAACAGAAAACUCAGUACGGCAGACCCAUCUGGGACAAGGAGUUCGAACAAGUCCGCAAAGAGAACCCCACGUCUGUGGUGGGGACUUUCCUCUGUGGCCCUGCAGCUCUGGCUAAAGUCCUGGAGAAGAAAUGUGCCAAAUUCUCUGACGUGGAUCCUCGAAAGACCAAGUUUUACUUCAACAAGGAGAACUUCUGAGCAGAGAUGCCAGGAGAGAAGCAUUUGGGAGUUUUUCAUUUACUGUGGAUCAAUUGAAGUGACAUAGCUGCCUGAAUUACAUCGACACUGGGUGUGUUGUAGCACUAUGAUGAUGAUGAUGAUGAUGAUGAUGAUAAUGAUGAGGCGCGGUGUGUUCUUAUUUCUUCAGUGCACAGCAAACGGCUUCACCUUAUCUCAGUCAUGAUGAAACUAAUAAUCCAUUGUGCAGUCUUCAGACUUUGUGCUGUCAAUAAACCUGUAAACUCACUGUAUCAUUAAACUCAAGUGAAGCAUGCUGCCUGGUUUAGGAAACAAUGGCUGAUUUAACCUGUCACACUGGCUGCUGUCUCCUUAUUUACAGAAACAUGUAAACCAGAAGGAAGACGUGGGAGAAUUUAUAAAUACUGAACUGAUUUUCACAAUUGCCUUUCUUGUACACAUUGUUGACUUGUGUUGAAUAAAUGAAAACCAGAAGUCCUACUA
Paralichthys olivaceus (Japanese flounder) is the source of this 2326-nucleotide messenger RNA. It is a transcript of the gene nox1, whose product is annotated as NADPH oxidase 1. Gene Ontology annotation, molecular function: superoxide-generating NAD(P)H oxidase activity. The record is from RefSeq and is a predicted model, not a curated record. Gene Ontology annotation, cellular component: NADPH oxidase complex; plasma membrane. Gene Ontology annotation, biological process: superoxide anion generation; defense response. Lineage: Eukaryota; Metazoa; Chordata; Actinopteri; Pleuronectiformes; Paralichthyidae.